UAUAAAGAUCGGUUACAGAGAGCAUUAAUCACAAAGCAAAGAAGCUGUGAAGUGAAUUGUCUUAUUUAUAUAACUUUAUAAUAAACAUGAUGUCGUUGAAGUAUCUGUUUGUGUUUGGUGUGUUGGCUGUUAGCCUCAGGAGUGCGCGGGCCAUAAGUGAUGAAGACAGGAACAAGAUCCACACGGCAGUUCUGCCUCAUGUAGCUGAAUGCAGCGCAAACUUCGGUGUUACUGAGGAUGACAUUAAGGCAGCGAAGGAAGCUGGUACAUUAGGCACCUUCAACCCCUGUCUAAUGGGAUGUGUUCUUAAAAAAAUCCAAGUAAUUGACGACAAAGGUUUAUUUGAUGCUGAUAAAGCUGUGGAGUUAUCCAACAAGUAUUUCUCUGAUGAGGCUGACAAGAAGAAAGCUGAGGAAAUAAUCACAACAUGCAAAGCAGUAAACGACAAGGAAGUAGGUGAUGGCGAAAAAGGUUGUGAAAGAGCCGGAUUGCUCUUCCAAUGUUUCCUUCCUUUUAAAGAUGCGUUCAUCAAUUAGAUAGCUGCUGUCUAAGCUCGUGAUAUCAUCGGAUUCUACAAUAUUCCUAGCACAUUUGUUCUAUAUAUAUUUUGUUGCAAUUUAAAAAAAUAAAAUAAUUGAAUUUUAA
Messenger RNA from Danaus plexippus (monarch butterfly), 645 nucleotides. Its product is annotated as general odorant-binding protein 19d-like. Bases 87 to 536 code for a protein of 149 amino acids. The record is from RefSeq and is a predicted model, not a curated record. NCBI's taxonomy places the organism in Eukaryota, Metazoa, Arthropoda, Insecta, Lepidoptera, Nymphalidae. The transcript is spliced from 5 exons. Gene Ontology annotation, molecular function: odorant binding.